Messenger RNA from Punctularia strigosozonata HHB-11173 SS5, 432 nucleotides. RefSeq lists its product as uncharacterized. The transcript has 2 exons. Gene Ontology annotation, molecular function: telomerase RNA binding; telomeric repeat DNA binding. Gene Ontology annotation, biological process: telomere maintenance via telomerase. The coding region runs from base 1 to 432 and encodes 143 amino acids. NCBI's taxonomy places the organism in Eukaryota, Fungi, Basidiomycota, Agaricomycetes, Corticiales, Punctulariaceae. The record is from RefSeq and is a predicted model, not a curated record. Gene Ontology annotation, cellular component: telomerase catalytic core complex.
AUGAACAGGAUCAGCGUCACCAACUUCUUCGUCAACACCAUCGUUACCGCUCUCCAGACUCCGGAAUGGGAGCUCCUUCUGGCAAGGAUAGGCCCCACUGCCAUGCUCCAUCUUCUCACUGAAACGUCUAUCUUUGUCCCUUUGCCGAACGACUGCUACUGCCAAGUUGCAGGCGACUUUCUCGUCCACCGCAAGGCACCUGCUCUGACAACAAACAACGCUAACCGUCCCCAGGCACUUCCCAAGAAUAGUCAUGAGCAUAUCUCGGACGGCGGUAUGAUCUCGUGUAAGAGGAAAGCGGACCCGGAAAUGGAUCCAAUGGAGCAUCAACCGGCCAAGCGACGACGGCUUACCCUCAGCCGUUCAACGUCGUCUGCCUUUGCUGGUUCAUUCCGGGCGGUCAAUAGAACCACCGUGCUACGGUGCGAAUAA